UGUCAUGUCAUUAUUGUCAAACAUUGUUUGAACUUCGAUUCGAAACGACAACGAACAUUGUGUAGAGAUAAUUAUAGCCAUAGCAAUUAUAUUAUUCAGUGGUGUAAUAAAAAUAAACAAUUACAAUAUGAAUGCAUUAACAGAAAAAAAUGUAGAGAAGUGGAACGCAGAGAAUUCCUCGGAUACGCCGCCGCGCCGACGGCGUCGGUCCAGUUUCUUCGAGCGUCGAAGCAUUGUGCCUGAACCUUCUAUGCAUAUUGAUGCUGACGACACUGAAGAUGGAGAAGUGGAUAAUGAGUACUUAAAUCAGUACUACGCACAGUUACAGAGUGAGAAGAAUCAAUGGAAGAAAGAGGUUCAGAACAGACGAGGCAUCCUACAUGAUGCUGAGUUACAGUUAAAACUGGCAAAGAAAUCCGACAAACUCCGAAUCAACUACAGCAUUCUGUCAAACGAAGACAUUGAGUUCCUCCAAGCCAAGCCCAACUUGACAGACCUCGUUGACAGUGUCAGGAACCUGCAGAAAUCUACCAGGGAGACAUAUGCGCUGUAUAAGAGGGCUAUGGAGCUGGAUGAAGUAGUUUUAAGAGACGUAGAAGGGAAAGUGGAGAGGGUUACAAGAUAUUUGUUGGAACGUAGUCAUAAUGAAGUUGAAUAAAGUUGUUGGUAAGA
Molecule: messenger RNA, 672 nt
Organism: Cydia pomonella (codling moth)
Lineage: Eukaryota; Metazoa; Arthropoda; Insecta; Lepidoptera; Tortricidae
Exons: 4
Coding region: 128-658 (176 amino acids)
Source: RefSeq, a predicted model, not a curated record